AUCACCCUAAUAUUAUGCUAGUCUUAUGGUCAUUAGGAGUGAUCCAUCUAUUCAAAAUAUUUUUUAUAUAAUGAUUCUUGAAAUUUUGAACAUUUAAUAUUUGUAUGUCUGAGUUGAGGGGGAGAUUACAUGGAUAUGGAAUUGAAAGAGUCUCCUUUUUUUGUGGGUCUGAUCAUUUACUUCCCAAAAUUGCCCUUUUUAUUAUUUGCAGGAUAGUUAUAGACUAUAGUGCAAUACUCAAAUAGAGACUUAGUGAUCUGUAUCCAACCCCAUAUAUACUAGUAUAUUCUUAAAGCUUUUUCCAUUUUCUCUCUUUCCUUUUGAUCUUAGGUUCCUCUAAAACAUUUUGUGCUAGAACUGCUGUUUACUACUAGAUCAUGGAAUGUAGCAUUUUGUCAUGAUUUUAACUUGAAACACUCUUCACUUGAUCUUGAAUUUACUCACUGGAUUUUGUUUGAUAGUUGAUUUGUUUUUACUCAAUGGAAGAAGAUCAAGAUUUGAAGUAUUUUUGCAAGUUGUGUAACAAGAGGUAUCCAUGUGGGAAGUCAUUUGGGGGUCACAUGAGGUCUCAUGUAUUAGCAAAUUCUGCUAAAUUAGAGGAAAAAGUUGAACUCAAACACAAAAAGGUGCAAUCUUGGAUUAAUCUUGGGAAAAAAAAUAGCAAGAGAGAUCAUAAAUCAAAGUAUGAACUAGGUGAAAAUUCUGGUUAUGGCCUUAGAGAUAACCCUAAGAAAACUUGGAGGGCUGUCGAUUCGAGGUCCCCUUUGCCUCAAGAGAAUGUUUGCCAGCAAUGUGGUAAGAUUUUUCAAUCACUGAAAGCUUUGUGUGGUCACAUGGCUUGUCACUCGGGCAAAGAUAAGGGCUCGAAAGAUGAUCACUCGUGGACUAGUGAAAACAAGAAUAUAGCGAUGGAUAGCAACUCGGAUACUGAAGCUGAGGAGCCAAUAAUGCUGAGGAGCAGAUCAAAAAUUAAAAGGUACAAUAAGUCUAAGUCCUCUUCUUUUUGUUUGGUUAACAAUAGAAGUUUUUCCUCAUCUGUUUCUGAGAUUGAUGAGCAAGAUCAAGAGGAAGUAGCAAAGUGUUUGAUGAUGUUGUCAAUGGAUUCUGGGAAAUGGAAUGGUGUCAUCAAUUCAGUUGUUGAGUCUUCUGACAACAAUUCUGUUGUUUUUGAGUCGAAAUCAUCAUCUGUCGACAUGAGAAUUUCUAGAAAGGAUAGUCUAAAAUGUGCUGACAAUGUAGAUGGAACACCUCGAAGCAAGAAAAAGGCGGACAGGAACUUAAAACUUAAUGUUCUGAAUGGUGAAGUUCAAUCUGAGAACUCUGAUUCCGGAUACUUUUUAGACGAAUAUAUGAACGUUGAAUCAGACGCCUCUGUUGAUGAGUUCCAUAGAAAGUAUAAUUACCAACGUAAUACGUCUAACAAGAGCCUCGGAGUUUGGUACGAUGAGUCUAGAAUCGACGAGGAAAAGGGCUUAAACAGAAUGAAAAAGCAUAUAACAGACAUAAGGAAUGGUUCAACCAAGGACUAUAAAUACAAUAGCUAUGGCAUGGCUUCAAAUUUGGUUAAGUGUGAAUCAAGAAAGAGAAAUAAGGAUAGUUCUUAUCACUCAGAAUUAGGAAAUGAGUCCUUUAAUAAGAAGAUAAAGCUUGGUUUUAAAGGUGCAGAAGGAAGCAAACAUACUCAGAAGAAGAAAAAGUAUGAAUGCUUCAACUGCAAGAAGACUUUUAGCUCUUACCAAGCUCUUGGUGGACACAGACCCUGCACUAAAAAGAUCAAUACCUAUAUCGAAUCGAAGUAUGAAACGAACGAAAAUAGCCGAGAUGCUGAUCGGGAGACAUUUAGCAACAAAAAACCAGCUGCUCAUACUCGAGAUAUCUCUUAUAAUCCUGAGAAAAAGAUGAAGGCUAAGAAAUUCAAAGGACAUGAAUGCCCAUUUUGCAACAGGAUGUUUAAGUCCGGACAAGCUUUAGGCGGACACAAAAGGUCACAUUUCCUUACUGGUUCUCAGGAGAAUCAGUAUCAAGCUUCAGCAUUCAAAAGAGAAGUUGUUGAUUUACUUGAUCUUAAUCUUCCUGCUCCUGUUGAGGAUGUGAACGGCGAGCCUGCCUUUGUGUCUUCUUGGUAGUUAGUAAUAAACAGAACCGCCAUGUUUGCUGGUAAGCUGAUUUCAAAUAGAGAGAACAGAAGCAAUGCUAAGUUGUAUAGACAACGCGCUGCUACUACGGUUUUUUCUCAGCUGUAAGAACCUUACACCAAUGCUACUUCUGGCAUGUUCCAUGAAUAUGCUUCAAUUUUUGCUAGUUAAGUUCAUUCAUAUCUUUAGCUUGAGACAUUCUUAUAUUAUGUCCAUUUUUG
Molecule: messenger RNA, 2356 nt
Organism: Nicotiana tabacum (common tobacco)
Lineage: Eukaryota; Viridiplantae; Streptophyta; Magnoliopsida; Solanales; Solanaceae
Source: RefSeq, a predicted model, not a curated record